CGCCCCUCUCUCUCCCUUUGAGACCUUGGUUCGAAAUUUCCGUUUUCUUCCCAAAAUGUCCGCCAUCUCCGCCCUGCUCUUCCCUCCGAGCCCCUCCCUUCUCGUUCUGCCCCCACCUCCAUCGCCCUUCUUUCCCCUCCCCGCCGCUCUCCUAUCUCUUUAUAAACCCCCCACCGCCUUAUUCUCUGCUCCCAAACCCCAGCUCCGCCUCCUUCCCCGUCGCGCCCUCAGCAGCCACGAGGAGACCGCCGAACCCUCCCCCUCCGCCACCGUCACCGUCGACAACGCGCAGUCGCCGGAUGCCACCGCUUUCUUGAUCCGCGCCCGCAACCGGAUCGGGCUCCUCCAGGUGAUCACCCGGGUCUUCAAGGUCCUCGGUCUCCGGAUCGAGCGCGCCACCGUCGAGGUCGAGGGGGAGUUCUUUGUGAAGCGGUUCUUGGUGGUGGACUCCCACGGGGCCAAGAUCGAGGACCCGGAGAGCCUGGAUCGCAUCGAGCGCGCACUGAGGGACGCGAUCGAUGGGGCCGCCGAUCGGACCCCCGCGGGGCCGGGGACUGCGAGGUUGGGGUCGAGAGGGCUGGUAGUCCGGCGGGCGGGACUAGUGCCGGAGUCUGGGGAGGGGAAGGCUAAGGCCGAAAGGAUGUUCUCGUUGAUGGAUGGGUUUCUCAAGAACGAUCCGAUCAGUCUUCAAAAGGACAUUCUUGACCACGUUGAGUACACUGUGGCGAGAUCAAGAUUUAGCUUCGACGAUUUUGAGGCUUAUCAGGCUUUGUCACAUAGCGUGAGAGACCGCUUGAUUGAGAGAUGGCAUGAUACUCAUGCUUACUUUAAGAGGAAAGACCCGAAGAGACUUUACUUUCUCUCUCUGGAGUUCCUUAUGGGCCGUUCUUUGUCAAACAGUGCUAUUAACUUAGGUAUAAGAGAUCAGUAUGCAGAUGCUUUGAAUCAACUUGGCUUUGAGUUUGAAGUGUUGGCUGAGCAGGAAGGGGAUGCAGCACAAGGUAAUGGUGGUCUAGCUCGCUUUUCUGCAUGCCAUAUGGACUCUUUGGCAACGAUGGACUUUCCUGCUUGGGGCUAUGGACUACGUUACCAAUAUGGGUUAUUCCGCCAGGUUAUAUUGGAUGGAUUUCAGCAUGAACAACCUGACUAUUGGCUGAAUUUUGGAAACCCUUGGGAAACAGAGCGCAUUCCUGUUUCGUAUGCAGUGAAGUUCUAUGGGACUGUUGAAGAGAAGGAUUUUAAUGGUGGCAAGUGUAAAGUUUGGGUUCCUGGAGAGACGGUUGAGGCUGUUGCUUAUGACAACCCAAUACCUGGCUAUGGGACAAGAAAUACUAUUAAUCUCCGCCUAUGGUCAGCUAAACCUAGUGACCUGUAUGAUAUGGAAUCUUAUGAUACAGGAGACUAUAUUAAUGCUGUUAUCAACAGGCAGAAAGCUGAGACAAUUAGUAGUGUUCUAUAUCCUGAUGAUCGAUCAUAUCAGGGCAAGGAACUACGGUUAAAGCAACAAUAUUUCUUUGUCUCGGCAUCAGUUCAGGACAUCAUUCGGAGAUUUAAAGAUUCUCAUAAUGACUUCAAUCAGUUCCCUGAGAAGGUGGCCCUGCAGCUAAAUGAUACUCACCCAUCCCUUGCAAUCCCCGAGGUUAUGAGGGUCCUUGUUGAUGAAGAGCUUCUCAGUUGGAAGCAGGCAUGGGAUAUUGUAUGCAAAAUUUUCUCCUGCACAACUCACACUGUAGUUCCUGAGGGACUAGAGAAAAUCCCAGUUGAUCUACUUGGCAGUGUUCUUCCACGUCAUUUACAAAUAAUAUUCGACAUAAACCUUUCAUUUGUGGAGGAGUUGAAAAAGCAUUUUGGGCUUGAUUUUAACCGCCUCUCCCGGAUGUCAAUUGUUGAGGAAGGUGCUGUGAAGAGUAUUCGGAUGGCCAACCUAUCAAUUGUUUGUUGCCAUACUGUUAACGGAGUCUCCCGUGUUCAUUUAGAUAUAUUGAAGACAAAGGUAUUUAAGGACUUUUAUGAGCUUUGGCCACAAAAGUUCCACUACAAGACAAAUGGUGUUACCCAGCGUCGGUGGCUUGUAGUUAGCAAUCCUGGUUUAUGUGGUCUUAUCUCAAAAUGGCUUGGAACGGAUGCUUGGAUCCGUGAUAUGGACCUCUUAAUGGGACUGCGAGAUCAUGCAGUGGAUGCAGAACUCCAACAAGAAUGGAAAAUGGUCCGUAGGAUCAACAAAAUUAGGCUCGCUGAGUUUAUUGAAGCAAUGACUGGCAUGAAGGUCAGCCCAGAUGCGAUGUUUGAUGUACAGAUCAAGCGUAUCCAUGAGUACAAAAGACAGUUGCUUAAUAUUCUUGGCAUCAUAUAUCGAUAUGAUUGUAUAAAGAACAUGAAGGAAAGUGAUAGAAGGAAAGUUGUACCCCGUGUCUGUAUAAUUGGAGGAAAGGCUGCCCCUGGUUAUAAAAUGGCGAAGAAGAUAAUUAAAUUGUGCCAUGCUGUUGGAGAAACAAUCAAUAAUGAUUCUGACAUUGGUGAUCUUUUGAAAUUGGUUUUUAUUCCUGAUUACAACGUCUCUGUUGCUGAACUAGUAAUUCCAGGAAGUGACAUUUCACAACACAUCAGUACAGCAGGUCAUGAAGCCUCUGGAACUGGCAGCAUGAAAUUUUUAAUGAAUGGAUGUUUACUUUUGGCUACAGCUGAUGGGGCCACUAUUGAAAUCAUUGAAGAAAUAGGAGAGGAUAAUAUGUUUCUAUUCGGUGCCAAAGUUCAUGAAGUCCCCAAAUUGCGCGAGAAGGCUCAAAAUCAUGGAAUGCCACUUCAAUUUGCUCGUGCUCUCAAGAUGGUUCGUGAUGGCUACUUUGACUAUGAAGAUUACUUCAAAUCUCUAUGCGACUCUAUUGAAGGGGGUGGUGACUUCUAUCUCCUGGGAAAUGAUUUUGCAAGCUACCUAGAGGCCCAGCAGGCAGCAGCUGACAAGGCAUUUGUUGAUCAAGAGAGGUGGACAAAAAUGAGCAUUCUCAGCACUGCUGGCUCUGGAAGGUUCAGCAGUGAUAGAACAGUUGGAGAAUACGCACAUCAGACAUGGGGAAUUGAACCUUGCAGGUGUCCAUUUUAAUUACAUCAUUCUCAGGGACAUACACACGAUCAAUGGAUGUUAAUACUCUUCAUCAAGGUGCAGAGCCAAGGAUGCACUGCAAUCUCCUUAAUGUGGUGAUUCCCCAUUAUCACUUGCAUGCUCUUGGUGGCAUUAAUUUCUCUUUCGAAAUAUGUUUGUUGCAAUUUAUCGAUUGAAGGAAUUACCAAUUCUACAGUCUUGUUAAGAUAUCGGGAGAUCUCAUCAGCUCAAUAAAUUUCCCUGAUAGGGUUCUAUCUCAAACAUUAUGAUGAAA
Molecule: messenger RNA, 3374 nt
Organism: Phoenix dactylifera (date palm)
Lineage: Eukaryota; Viridiplantae; Streptophyta; Magnoliopsida; Arecales; Arecaceae
Biological process (GO): glycogen catabolic process
Cellular component (GO): cytoplasm
Molecular function (GO): glycogen phosphorylase activity; pyridoxal phosphate binding
Source: RefSeq, a predicted model, not a curated record